Molecule: messenger RNA, 2438 nt
Organism: Clarias gariepinus (North African catfish)
Lineage: Eukaryota; Metazoa; Chordata; Actinopteri; Siluriformes; Clariidae
Gene: prc1b
Product: protein regulator of cytokinesis 1b
Exons: 14
Coding region: 119-1942 (607 amino acids)
Biological process (GO): mitotic spindle midzone assembly; microtubule cytoskeleton organization
Cellular component (GO): spindle; mitotic spindle midzone; cytoplasm
Molecular function (GO): microtubule binding
Source: RefSeq, a predicted model, not a curated record
GAAACGGCUGCGCGAGACACGGAGAGUCCGGAUUAGACACGUCUUCUGUCCAGUAAACAAAAAACAAACAAAUAAACAACAAACAAACUAUUAAAACCGGAAAGGUUGGCGGCCUACGAUGCGGAAGAGUGAGGUGCUCGCUGCCGAGGCAGUGUCAUGCCUGAAUAAAGCUCUGUGUCACCUGAAGGACAUCUGGGAGGAGAUUGGCAUCCCUGAGGAACAGAGACUAGAGAGGACGAAUGUGGUCAAAACUCACAUUAAAAGUCUCCUGGACAUGAUGAUCUCAGAAGAGGAGAGUCUAAGGAAGCGUUUGAUGACCAGUAUCGAGACCUGUCGUAAAGAACUGGAUAAAGUGUGCAUGGAGUUGAAGCUUCCUCCAUAUCAGGAGGAGAGGGGGAACACAGUGCUCCAACAGGAGAAGGAUAUCAGAACCUGUCUUGAGGUUAAGCUAAAAGAGAAAGGUCAGAGAAUGCAGAUGCUUAAAUCCCUCAUAGAGGAAGAUCAGGACCUCUGCGACAUUCUCUGCUUGGAGCCGUUCUCUAUCUCUGCAAGCGCAGUUCCUUCCCUGGAGGAACUGCAAAGCUUCCGACAACACAUUGCACAACUGACAGCAGAAAAGGAACAAAGACACAACAAAUUUGUUGAGCUAAAGAAAAAGAUAAUACUUUGUAUGGACGAUCUGGAUCAACUGCCUGAGACCAGUUUUGAAAAGGAUAUAGUCUGCGAGGAAGAAGACGCCUUUUGUCUUUCCAAAGACAACAUUGACUCCCUUAAGGUCCUCCUUCACCAGCUGGAGUGCAGGAAAGCUGAGAACGAGCGGAUGUGUGAGACAUAUCGAGAAAAGAUCCGGGAGCUAUGGGACAGGUUGAACAUCUCACAGGAGGAUCGGGAUUCUGUUGACGAACACAUGAUCAUGUCUAAGAAGAGGAACAUGGAAGCUUUGCAAGCUGAAGUCAAACGUCUUGAGGAACUGAAGCGCCAAAAUAUUCAGGAUCUUACGAAGGCUAUUCGAGAGGAAAUUACGGUGUUCUGGGAUAAAUGCUUCUACAGCACUGAUCAGCGCCGGACUUUUCUGCCCUACUACGACGAUGAUUUUAACGAAGAACUUUUCAACUCACAUGAAUCUGAGAUUCAGCACUUAAAACAGCAUUAUGAAGAUCAUAAAGGACUUUUUGAAGGUGUUCACAAAUGGGAGGAGAGUUGGAAGCGUUUCUUGGAGCUUGAAAAAAAUGCCACAGAUCCAACCAGAUUUACCAACAGAGGAGGAAACCUUUUAAAGGAGGAGAAACAAAGAUCAGACCUGCUCAAAAGUCUCCCCAAGCUUGAAAUGAAGCUCAAAGGCCAGAUCGAGCAGUGGGAACAAGAACAAGGCCGAGAGUUUAGGGUGCAGGGUCAGAAGUUUAUGCAGUUUGUUUCCGAGCAGUGGGAACUCCAUCGUCUGGAGAAGGAGCGGGAAAAGCAAGAACGGCAAUUGAAAAAGAACAAACAAACAGAAGAGGACAUGCUCUAUGGCACUGUUGUACGAUCGCCAACUAAACGAAGGUUUUUGGGCAGUAUGACCCCUUGCAAAACACGAAAGCUAAACGCUAGCUCCAGCACCUCCACUGGCACCUCUAACAGCACUAUGCGCUCUGUAUUUUGUGGAACUGUUUGCCACUCACCCGUUUCCCGCCCUCCAAUUUCAGCCAGCAAGGGUAAUUCCGUGAGGACCCCUGGUCGGGGGAAACCUCCUCAUCAAGCACUGGCAGAACGUAAUAAGGAGAAUGUCGGUCAUCUUACCUGCGGUUCAAGUGGUGUGUUGAAAACUCCAGCCAGCCCACAGCGAAACUUCAGCAUUAAUUCUGUCGCCAGCACCUAUUCAGAGUUUGCGAGAGACCUCUCCAAAGCAUCAAAGUUAAAGUACACACCAGAAGUCUUGAACUCAACCAUCACACACCUAUGAUCACUCACACAUACUGUACACUCUAAAGGAAACGAAAUACUUUCAAAAUUGGAGAGGGAAACACUGCUGAUCACUAUGCUAAAGCUUUAAUGUUCACCGUUUCGUCGUCUGUAUUUCUUUUUAUAUGUAAAUGAGGGUAAUGUAUAUUUAAAAUUUCCUAAAGUAUCCUAAAAUCUGUAUGUUUACUGUUAAUAUGAUUAAUACUAGUUUUAAUGAAAAAAAAGUCAUAAUGUAUUAAUGUUGCACAAAAUCUCCUCAUCUUGUAACAUGUUUAAAUGUAAAUGUAUUGGUGAUUGGGUGUAUGAUUUAGUUUAGGCUGUUACCAGCAGUAUUAGCAAAUUUACCAUAGUCUACACCUAUCAUGAAUGUCUUGCACAAUUUAUUGUUACAAGUUGUUUUUCCCCCUCCCUUUAUACUUUUAUUCUAUUGUUCACUACAUAAAUAUGUUUUUGAAUGUAUAAGUCACUAUUCAACAAUACACACAAUAAACAAAUAA